AUUUAGCCUUUGCUCUUUAUAUUGAUUUGUCAAUUUCUAAGAGUUAAAAAUGGCUUACUUUGUCUUCAACUGGAACAAGAGAGAUUACAUCACCACAGUUCUGUCACUGAUUCUACUGGUACUUACAGUCAAGCAUCAAGAGUUCUUCUUAUGCAGGGAAGUAUCCCUUAACAGAAUUGAGAAGUUUGGUUUGUGGUUAGGCGUGUUAGAGGAACCCAAACCUUGUCCAGGGAUAGAAGAUCUCCACACCAUGGCUAUGGAGAUGGGGAUAUCGACUUUAGCUGUUUUGGCCUCCACUGUAGCACCAAAGGUGAUGACUUGGACCAAAUCUGUGAUUUGUCAAGCUGUGCAGGGAAUGAAGAAUGGCAUCUGGUAUAUAAAGGAUCGCAUAUUUCCUCGAAAACCUGAACAUAAUGUAACUCCGCAGAAAUCAGGGCCCAGGCUACCCCCAGAAACAUUUCUCCCCAAAACAACUACACCCAAAGCCCUCGGAGAGGACCGCCCGGAAUACAAGUAUUAUUUCUUCCGCAAAGCUUACGAGAUGAAGAGGAUUAUACUGUUCAUAAAGAAGGGAGAUCGAUGCGAGGAGGUUUUUGCCUACAGUCCCAGGACCAAGAAAUUCGUGCUGAAAUCCUUCUACCCAAAGCAGCCUUGUUAUUGAGAUUGAUGUAAAAGGAUACCCAGAACAUGUGCAUCCAUCGUCAUUACAGGAACCUUAUGAUAACAAACCGAAAU
This is a messenger RNA of Saccostrea cuccullata (small rock oyster), 735 nucleotides long. RefSeq lists its product as uncharacterized. The record is from RefSeq and is a predicted model, not a curated record. The transcript has 5 exons. NCBI's taxonomy places the organism in Eukaryota, Metazoa, Mollusca, Bivalvia, Ostreida, Ostreidae. Bases 50 to 661 code for a protein of 203 amino acids.